GGUUCAAACAGGGAAAUGCUUCACACGAGCAGCGAUUAACCACAUGAGGAAUGAACUUGCAGUUACAGUGACGGAAGCGAAAAUCUUGGAAUCAUUUAGGUCGCUGCGACGGGAGAAGGUCGGACGGAGAUGGGCUGAAUGGACUUCCUCAGCUGUAGUCAUCUGGCCAUUUAAGGUUACCCAAGGUUCAGGUGUUGCAAUCGGAAAUGUUGGCUGGAGGUGGGGCAGGAGCUCCAGAGAGAGAGAGAGAGAGAGGCAAGUAAGAGCUGGAAACUCGGGCGCUCGCCCCGUGCAGCCAGCUAUCUAAUUCAAAUCUUUAAUAAAAGUUGGGGUUUAGAAAUUUCAGCAGCUUCUGUUGUGAAAAGAAGUUUCCUUUUGCUGAUUUCAGUCGAGCUUUUUGGUGCCAAGAGGAAGCUAAAAUCUGCGGAGAUGAAUUCUGUAUGACUUGGGAUUAGCUUUUAAAAUAUAAGAUAUACCCAGUGUAUAUCACAGUGACAAUUAAAGGAAUUCCCCCUACAGUGCGCCUGCCUGGGGAUCCCCAUCAGUUCUGGUCAAGGCUGUACCAGAAUUGUGCUCCAAUGCUGAUCUUCUGGAAGUUUCUAAGUGAGAGGUUUUGAAGUGUGUGAUCUGUCUCGAACACCUUUUGGACUUGUUGGGAUCUUCAAUGCUCAGAACUAUUUAACCCAAGUUUCUCAAGGGUCAGAGAAGCGUGAGUCUCAGUGCCUGUUGAUGCAGCGAUGGAGAGGCUACAGUAUCUUCCAGCCGUCUCUCUGCUGGCUGGCGCCAGGAGCUCCACUCAAGUUGAUAACACCACAAGCCCAAAUUCCACAGAGGCACCUGGAUCAGACGUACCAAUUGCUGCCAUUGUGGCUCCCUGUGUGAUCGGUGGUGUGCUGCUCAUCGUCAUCAUCCUCGCCGUGGUCUUCAUAAAGCUGAAGGGAAAGCGGAGAGAUGAGGGGACAUAUAACCCUAGCCAGCAGGAGCAGAUUGGGGCACGCACACAAGUCAGCCAUGGCCUGAAGCUGCCCCCGGAGGAGAGGCUCAUCUAAUGGUCUUGCACUGUCUUAGCCGCCGCAAUGGAAUGAUAACUAGAGAAAGAUGCUUUGUAGAGUGCUGUUAAUUAGCAGUGAUUCUAUGACCUUUACCCUUUUAAAAUUGAUUUUAUUUUUGUUGGGUUAAAGAUGAAGGAUAUUCAGUAGUCACUUGUAGAUUACGAGACACAGUAUCUCCCUUUUUAUUUAAUGUUCUCAGGUUUGUACCGCAUCACUAUUCGAAGGAUCCAGUUACAUUACACUGCUGCUCUCUGGGUCAAAUGGAAACUCUUAGACAUGGCAAGCCAAAAUUGGCCCCAAGUGCCAAGCAACAAUCCUACCUGUAUUGAACUGUUGAGGGUCCAGCUGCCCUGUGUCAGCUGCUGGAAGUGGGGUACCCGACCCUGCUGAAUAAAGACAUUCAGGCCAGUGUGCCCUAGAGGUUUCCCAUCUGAGAUUAUUCUUUUAAGAAGAAACAAAGAAGCAAGGAGCUGACCUGCAUUGUAACUGGGACCAUUGUAGCAUACACUGUCCUUCUAAAUCAGAAAUAGAACCAAAAUGAAGACCCAGCACCGCUCGCAAUUAAAUCUACAAUGCAGCAAAAUGAAAGUUAGUGCUCAGCAAUCAGCAGUAACCACUCCGCAAUCUCACUGUUUUUCCUGUUAUCCCACUUUUUAUCUCCCCCCCCUCCCUGUAUUUAACUAAGCAGGCAAUCUUCUGAACCUGUGGAUCGUCAGUGGAUUAACAAAUGUAGUUACAGUACAAAUUUCAGUCAUGCAGGUGACAUCAUGAGGAACUUCAGUUGCCUUCAGUGUGUUAUGUAAUUUAAAAGAAUAUUUAAAUUAAUUUUUGAGAUUGUGUUUUAAAGAACCCCUGUUUAACUCUAGUUGCAUCAAUAGGUCAGUAACCUUCAAGAUGUUGAGCUUUGGGAUAUCAGGACUUUCCCAUUGUAUGGGCUGGCUUCAUGUUACUCUGACCUGUGGCACAGUCUCAAUUUGAGACUCAUGACAGACUCUGUGGUUGUUUAGCCGAGCGGAUCUUCUAUGGUCGAGCUUGUUGGAUGCUGAAAGAUUUGAUGUUUUAUUGUCAGGCUGAGUGAGAACGAAAUAAGGAUGCAGAAUUUGGAAAGAGAUUUGUAUGAGAUGUGCUCAGAGUAAAAGAUAAUUAAUGUCUUCUUGAUGGUUUCUUGGGAAAUUUGAAGCAAAUAUGUUAUUUUUUCUGUGGCUGAUCUUGAUGUAACUGUCUUGCACUAGAUAUAAAAAAAUUACAUAAAACUAUCAAAUCUUCCUGGAUCACGGUAAGUAAGAGGUUCUGUUGUUCAAGGCCAGGAGCCUUAUAUAAUGCAAAAUAGAAUGUAAAUAUGUUUCUCUUCAAGGCUACAUUGUCAAAUUGCUGUUGAGUAAACACUGGUUAAGUUUAUAUCAAGGUCAAGAGAUUGCUGCUGUUAAAUAAACACUGGGUGAAUUUAUACAGAUCAA
Molecule: messenger RNA, 2509 nt
Organism: Carcharodon carcharias (great white shark)
Lineage: Eukaryota; Metazoa; Chordata; Chondrichthyes; Lamniformes; Lamnidae
Product: protein crumbs homolog 3-like
Exons: 5
Coding region: 738-1049 (103 amino acids)
Source: RefSeq, a predicted model, not a curated record